AUGGAGGGACUCAUCGACCGUCUUGAAGACCAAGCCGUGGAGGCUGUUCUCUCGGCUCCCGGCGUUCGCAGCAGCCCCAGCCACCCCACCCUAGCCGAGCCUGAGCCACCCGGCAGAUCCGACAAGUCUGAGCGAGAGGGCAGCCCCGUCGCCGCCGCCGACAACGACGACGAUAGCAUGGUGAGCUUUGGCUUCCUCGACCUGCUCGAUCUGGAUCUCUUCUCCAGGGAUGGCAGGUUCAGGUUUCCCUAG
This is a messenger RNA of Emericellopsis cladophorae, 252 nucleotides long. RefSeq lists its product as uncharacterized. NCBI's taxonomy places the organism in Eukaryota, Fungi, Ascomycota, Sordariomycetes, Hypocreales, Bionectriaceae. The transcript is spliced from 2 exons. The coding region runs from base 1 to 252 and encodes 83 amino acids. The record is from RefSeq and is a predicted model, not a curated record.